This is a messenger RNA of Musa acuminata AAA Group (dessert banana), 2662 nucleotides long. RefSeq names its product pentatricopeptide repeat-containing protein At2g41080-like. Gene Ontology annotation, molecular function: RNA binding; protein binding; zinc ion binding. NCBI's taxonomy places the organism in Eukaryota, Viridiplantae, Streptophyta, Magnoliopsida, Zingiberales, Musaceae. Gene Ontology annotation, cellular component: intracellular membrane-bounded organelle. Gene Ontology annotation, biological process: RNA modification. The transcript has 3 exons. The record is from RefSeq and is a predicted model, not a curated record. Bases 69 to 2051 code for a protein of 660 amino acids.
GUAAGUUACUGGCGGAUCCAAGCGGCUGCUCGUGGGUACAUAUGUCAUGGACCCUCGGCCGCUGACAUAUGGCCCAUCACCCUCGCCUCGCCCCCUCGACGAUCACAAAGCUCGUCUCCACCGCCGCCCGCUUCCCAAAGUCCGAGCAGGAGUUCGUCCAUCUAUGCUCCAAAGGUCGUCUCCGAGAAGCCCUGCGAGGGUUCCUGCCCGAGCUAUGGUCCGACCCAAAUCUAUUCUCCCACCUCCUCAACGGCUGCUGCGUCCCGCAGCAGUCCCUCCGCCAGGGCCAGCAGAUUCACGCCCUCAUCGUCGCCGCCGGCGCUGCCUCCCACCGCUUCACCGCCAACCACCUUCUUCACAUGUACUCCAAGCUCGGUCAGGGAAAUGCCGCCCGCGCUGUGUUCGAUGCAAUGCCCAGGAGGAACGUCAUGUCGUUCAAUAUCCUUGUCGGGGGCCUCAUACAGAACGGAGACAUCCUUGCUGCGCGCAAGUUGUUCGAUGAAAUGCCCGAGAGGAAUGUCGCCUCCUGGAAUGCCAUGAUCACCGGCCUCGCCCAUUUUGAGUUGGACGAAGAAGGGCUGGAGUUCUUCCGGAGGAUGAGGGAAGCGGGCUUGAGGCCCGAUGAAUUCGGUCUAGGCAGCGCCUUGAGAUGUUGUGCUGGGCUGAAAGACAUUGGUUCUGGCCACCAGAUCCAUGCUUAUGUGGUUCGGAAUGGCUUCGAGCAUGAUAUGUGUGUUGGGAGUUCUCUGGCUCACAUGUACAUGAGAUGUGGUUGUCUUGAUGAUGGAGAGAGGGUUCUAAAAGGAUUGCCUACCAUUAACGUAGUAUCAUGCAAUACCAUAAUUGCAGGAAGAGCACAGAAUGGGGACACCGAAGGAGCAGUCCACCAUUUCAGUCUGAUGAAGGCUGUAGGAUUAUCACCGGACCAUGUGACUUUCGUUAGCGUUAUAAGCUCGUGCUCAGACUUGGCCUCCCUCGGACAGGGACAACAGGUUCAUGCGGAAGUCAUCAAAGCUGGAGUUGAUUCCGUAAUUCCAGUGAGGAGUUCACUUAUAAGCAUGUAUUCAAAAUGUGGUUGCUUAGAUGAUUCUUCUAAGAUAUUCUCUGAAUCCGACGAUGGAUCAGAUCUUGUGCUUUGGAGCUCCAUGAUUGCGGCUUACGGUUUCCAUGGACAUGGGGAGGAGGCAAUCCAGCUUUUUGACAAGAUGGUCAGAGAAGGGACUGAUCCCAGUGAAGUGACAUUCUUAAGCUUGCUGUAUGCUUGCAGCCAUAGUGGGUUGAAGGAUAAGGGAAAAGAAUAUUUUGAGCUCAUGAUGCAUAAAUAUGGAUUCAAGCCUACUCUGAAGCACUACACUUGCAUGGUGGAUCUUCUUGGGCGAUCAGGAUGUCUGGAUGAGGCUGAAACUCUUAUCAGAUCUAUGCCCAUUCCAGCUGAUGCUGUCAUUUGGAAGACCUUGUUGUCUGCCUGUAAAACCCAUAAGAAUGCAGAGAUGGCAGAGAGAGUGGCAGAGUGUGUUCUGAGGUUGGACCCUCAGGAUUCUGCUUCUUAUGUGCUGCUAUCGAAUAUUCGAGCCACCACUGCCAGAUGGAUUGAUGUUUCUGAGGUAAGGAGAGCUAUGAGGGAGAAGAGAGUGAGGAAGGAGCCUGGAAUCAGCUGGGUAGAGUACAAGGGCCAGGUCUAUCAGUUUUCUACAGGAGAUACAUCAAAUCCAAGGCAAAAGGAGAUUGAUCAGCUGUUGGCACAACUGCUUGGUAGAAUGAGGGAGUUAGGAUAUUUACCAGACACUAGCACAGUCUUCCAUGACAUGGAGGAAGAGGAAAAAGAGACCAGUUUGGCUCACCACAAUGAAAAGUUGGCCAUUGCAUUUGCCAUUCUAAGCUUGCCAGUCGGAGUUCCAAUUCGAAUUAUGAAAAACUUACGUGUCUGCGAUGAUUGUCACGAAGCAAUUAAGUACAUAUCCAAAAUUGCAGAGCGAGAAAUUGUGGUGAGGGAUGUUACCCGGUUUCAUCACUUCAGAGAUGGAGAAUGUUCUUGUAAAGGUUACUGGUGAUCAAGGCAAAAAGAUUUUGAAAGCAUUCAUGUUGUAUGAGUAUAUUGAAUAUGGUCCAGAGCGUCUUACAAUGGAUGCUGGGCAUAGAAGAAGUAUCGGAAGGAAAGAAGAUGACAAUUUUUGUUAGCAGGGCUGACAAUUUUGACAUUUUUAUAUAUGAGAUAAAAGAAGAUGAUAUGUUGACAAUGUCUAUGGGUGGAUCAUAUCCAACAUUCUUUUAUUCUAAUCUAACAGAAUGUGGCUUUGGUGAAAGAAACAGAUUCUGCAUCUUUAUAUCUCAAACAAGCCUUUUUUGACGCACUAUUCUCUUGGUGGUGUCAUGAUUCAGCAUGAUAGAUUGUCUGCCACCAUCGAUGGUCAAGGUUGACUCCACGGCAACCACACAUCUAAAAUGGCACUAAGAACCAGAGUUCGGAUGUCCAUUUCAGACUCAACUAAGUUCGAUCACUCAGAGCUGGUGGACCUGAAGGCUGAUGAUCAUGAGGGAUAGUUGGCUUUGAUCUUUGGCAAUUGCAAGGCAGUAUCAGGUGGUGCAUGAUGGUCUCCUGUACUUUUAUUAUUAUUAUUAUUUUUAAUUUAACCAAUAAUCGAACAAUGAUUUUUUUGUUUUA